Messenger RNA from Tarenaya hassleriana, 960 nucleotides. RefSeq lists its product as uncharacterized. The record is from RefSeq and is a predicted model, not a curated record. The coding region runs from base 67 to 594 and encodes 175 amino acids. NCBI's taxonomy places the organism in Eukaryota, Viridiplantae, Streptophyta, Magnoliopsida, Brassicales, Cleomaceae. The transcript is spliced from 5 exons.
AUAUCAGAAAGCCCCACCCUAAAGUUGCGAUCUUGGCAAUCGACCCUGAAAGGCUAAAACUUUCCGAUGAAGCGCCGGGAAGAAAAACGGCGAGAGUUCCACGAAGCCCUUCUUCGCACUCUCUAUCCUCCUCCGUCUUCUCCGCCACCGCCGGUGGUAGACGACAAACCGCUCGACGUAACAUUCUUAGAUCCAGAUUACGUGAGCAUCGGUUCGUCAGAUAGCGAAGACGAAUACGAGGAUGGCGUUGGAGACGAAUUGAAUACGGCACAAAAACCGAGCCGAGCGCAGAGGAAGAGGUUGAGGAAGAAGAUGCUCAAAGAGGAGGCGGUCCGCCGAGGGAAGCUGAUCGGACCUUUGCUGCCGUCAACAACGGCUGAAACUCGGAGAACAGUCGCAGAUACGCAUAGUGACUCUGAAAUCGGCGGGGGUGGAAGCGGAGAACAAUGUGUUCGAGGAAAUGCCCCAGAGAACAAAGAGAAAUUUUGCGGCAGAGAUAAGAUGGGCAGAGUGAAGAAGAGGAGGGUGGCGAAGAAGAUGGCCAAAGGGAGCUCCAAACCGGUUCAACCCUUGAUCUCGGAAACUCAAGAUUAGUGUGCUGAAAUCUCCUUCACAGAUUACGAUCUUGAAGAUUCAAAGCAUCGGGUGGCGAAAAGGAAGAAGCGGAGAUUGGAAAAGUGGCAAAAAACCAGCUUCAAUGCUUUGAUUUGACGGGGGAAACCGGGAAAGACACUUCUCAUUCAUCACAGCCUCUGCCUUUGCAGUGUGUGAGCCAAUUGAUGCGUGUUGAUCUCAGAAUCUGGUCUCUGUUAUUUGGGCCUUGUCGUUGAUUGGAAGCCCAAUAACUUAAUGGGCUCAACUGAAACCCAACCAAUGAAUUCUACUAUGUUAAUGGAUUGGGUUUAGAUACAACCCGCCAACAAUUGGACCUACCCAUUUAAUAAAAGCCCAAUUGCCGCA